AUGGAUAUCCAUCUCACCGAUACUGAUCGGAUAUGGUGGGCAGCUAAGAAGACCCAUCUGGAGAGGCCAAUCCUGUGGGAGACGUUCACAGAGCGCUUCAAUAGGAAUGGUGUUUUAGUAGCAUCCAGUGGUUAUGAAGCAUGCCCUGUGGUCAUCUGCGGGAGGGAACUCUUUGCAGGCUUUCUGGUGAUUGAUUUGCCGAGCUUUGAUGCAGUAUUUGGAAAGGAUUGGUUGGGGUCAUUCUUUGCCACCAUUGAUUAUUGCCGACGGAGCGUAGUAUUUGAGAUACUAGAUCACCCGAGGUUUGAGUUCCUCAGUGGCAGCAUAUCGACCGAACCUGUAGAGUACAGAGCUAGACCAAAGAAUGUGACGUUAGCUACAAUGCAAGUGGAAUGCGAGAAGCCAGUUGUAGUUCGAGAAUUUGAAGAUGUGUUUCCUGACGAUAUUUACGGAUUACCACCGGAUCGAGCAAUUGAGUUUUCCAUAGAUUUGAAGCCUGAAGUUGCUCCGAUCUCCAAGACCCCUUAUCGUAUGCCUUUGGCUGAGUUGGCCGAGCUUCGGACUCAGUUGGAUGAUCUUUUGUAG
Molecule: messenger RNA, 585 nt
Organism: Asparagus officinalis (garden asparagus)
Lineage: Eukaryota; Viridiplantae; Streptophyta; Magnoliopsida; Asparagales; Asparagaceae
Exons: 2
Coding region: 1-585 (194 amino acids)
Source: RefSeq, a predicted model, not a curated record